Messenger RNA from Vairimorpha ceranae, 975 nucleotides. Its product is annotated as ser thr protein kinase. The transcript has a single exon. The record is from RefSeq and is a predicted model, not a curated record. Lineage: Eukaryota; Fungi; Microsporidia; Nosematidae. Gene Ontology annotation, molecular function: protein kinase activity; ATP binding. Gene Ontology annotation, biological process: protein phosphorylation. Bases 1 to 975 code for a protein of 324 amino acids.
AUGAGCGGUAAGAAAAUUUUAGAUUUCAAACAAGAUAUUCCUGAUACAUUAUUUAGUACCCCCAAGACACCUGCUAAGAGGGUUGUUUAUAAAGAUAUGAUAGAUUCUAGUAUUGUAGAUAUUAAUAUACCCUCUGACAGUGUAUUUAUAAAAACUGAUAAUAUUGAAGAUAAUAAUAAAAUAGGAGAAGGGGAUUUUUAUAUUGUGUAUAAAAUUAAAAGAAGUGUAAAUUACAAUGGUGAUGACACUAUCAAACAUGACGACACUAUCAAACACGAUGACACCACCAAACACGAUGACUCAUUUAUUUACACAGCACUAAAGAAAUCCAAAUCACCUAUUAAAAAUUCUUUAGAUUUAGAAUUUUAUAAAAAAGAAGUAAAUAUCCUAAAAAGUAUAAAUUCUGAAUUUGUUACUAAAUUUAUUGAUUCUUUUACUUAUCAAUCACAUUUCUACAUAGAAAUAGAAUAUUGUAAUGGUGGUACACUUAGAGAAUAUAUUUAUAAAAUAUUUUAUGUACAGAAGAAAUCAAUAGACACAGAAAUAUUAAGAAAUAUUAUUUAUGACAUAUCUAGAGGAUUAAAAGAUAUUCACAGUAGAGGAGUAGUACACUUAGAUAUCAAACCAGAGAAUAUUUAUUGUGUUAUAAAAGAUAAUAAAUAUUUAUUUAAAAUAGGAGAUCUUAAUAUUUCUACUAAAAUAGGAGAAGAUAUUUUAUUAGAUGGAGAUAAAAGGUACAUGGGACCAGAAGUGUUAAGGAAUAUAUGUACUCCUGCAUCAGAUGUAUUUAGUUUAGGACUUAUUUAUUUAGAAAUAUCAUUAGGAAUAAAUCUUCCUAAGAAAGGGGAGAUGUGGCAUAAAUUAAGAAAGAAUGAUUUUAAGGGUUUAGAAAUAGAUACAAUAAAUAAGAAGAUGUUACAUAGUAAUUAUAAGAGAAGAUGUAAGAUAGAAGAAGUAAUAAGAUAUUUUAAAUAA